AUUUAUAGAAUACAUUUCCUUCUCGACAACUGAUCCAAUAUUUUAAUAACAUUCAUUAAAAAUGGGAAAUCAAUUGAAACUGAAUGGAGAGUGAAUGGUAUAACGUCUGGAGUGUAGUGUCAGUAACGUUGUCCAUCAUCGGUGUGUACUCUCUAAUGGCUUUCCGUAAACCCAAACCCAUCGGUGAGGGAAUCAAUUUCGACGAACAAUCGGUUGUGACAGAUAACGAAUUAUUAGUGAGAAAAUCGCAAAUUUAUGAGAGAAGUGAUCCCUUAACCCAUCUCUUCACUGAUGCCCUCACCUUAGAUCAAGUCUUAUCGCGUGGUUCUAAAGAGUCAGUGGACGGCAAUUGUUUGGGAACUAUCAAUAAGAAGAGCAAUUCGGUGGACUGGAUCACUUAUGCUCAAGUGCUCGAACGGAUCAACAACUUCGGCAAUGGACUCAUUCAUAUGGGUCUCAAAUGUGGACAAAACACAUUCAUCGGCAUCUAUGCAACCAAUUGUGUGGAGUAUGUGUUCGCAGAGUACGGCGCUUAUACCCAAUCCAUGGUUGUUAUACCACUCUAUGACACACUCGGACCAAACGCCUGUCGUUAUAUCAUUAACAAAGGCGUUAUGUUAACUCAUAAGGGAAUUAUUUCCAAUAUCUGUGCCGUACUGUACCAAAUGGGAGAUGAGGCGACCAACAAGAAUGACACAAUGCUAUCGUUCCUGCCUUUGGCCCAUAUGUUUGAGAGAUGUUGUCAGUCUGCAGUGUUUAUGGUGGGCGGGAAAACUGCCUUCUUUAGCGGAGACAUCAAGUAUUUGCCCGAAGAUAUGCAAAUAGUGAAGCCUACUGUACUGGCCGUGGUGCCGCGAGUGCUGACCCGUGUCUAUGAUAAGUGUCACUCAAAUAUUAAGGGAAGUAAAUUGAAGGAAUGGCUGCUGAGGAAAGCUAUUGAAAGCAAACAAUCAGAGAUUGAGAGAAGAAUAAUCCGGAAGAAUAGUAUUUGGGAUAAAAUAGUCUUCAAAAAGAUUCGCAACGGUUUGGGAGGAAAGGUGCGUCUGAUUGUGUGCGGGGCCGCCCCUCUCAGUCCCAAUGUCCUCGAGUUCAUGCGAUGCGCCUUAGGAUGUGUGAUUAUUGAAGGCUAUGGCCAGACGGAGUGUGUUUGUCCCUGCACUCUCACACUCCCCGGUGAUUAUGAAACAGGACAUGUGGGACCACCACUUCCGUGCUGCUCAAUACGGUUAGAAAGUGUGCCGGAAAUGGAGUACUUUGCCAGCGAUGGCAAGGGAGAGAUCUGUGUGAAGGGACCCAUCGUUUUCAAAGGAUAUUUCAAAGACGCAGAAAAGACAUCGAUUGUGACUCAGAGUGACGGCUGGCUAAAGACUGGUGAUAUCGGGCAAUGGACUCCGAACGGAACUCUGCGUAUAAUAGACCGGAAGAAACACAUCUUUAAGCUGAGUCAGGGCGAAUACAUCGCUCCCGAGAAGAUUGAGUCGGUUUACAGUAAGAGCCAAUUCGUCGCUCAGAUCUUCGUCUACGGCGAGAGCUUUAAGUCAUGUUUAGUGGCGGUUGUCGUCCCGGAAGUCAGUGUCUUAACCCUUUGGUGUCGUAAGAAUAAUAUCAGAGGAACUCUAAGAGAUUUAUGUCAAAACAAAGAUGUGAAGAGAGCGGUGAUGAACGACUUGUUAGGUGUGGGCAAAAAGGAAGGCCUACUUGGCUUCGAACAGCUCCGAGAUAUUUAUCUACACUACGAGGCCUUUACUAUCGAUAACGGAUUGUUGACCCCGACACUUAAGACUAAAAGAAUAGAAAUCCGAAACUAUUUCGGGCGUCAAUUGGAAGAUAUGUACCGAUCAUUGGAUUGAAUGCAAUAAUGGCUCAUAUAUUCACUUAAAUAUUAGAUUAUUUUAUAAAUCUCUAGAAAUAAUUGCAUCAUACUAAUAACACUAAAACUAUUUUAUCGGUUAUUUGUCAAAAGUGCUAAAAUAUAAAACUAUAGAUCUUGAGUUAGGACUGCAUUAAUGUGAUUAUUGUAGUCCUAUUGGGAUAGGGUCUACAAAUUGUGAUGAUUUUGUGUGAUCUAUGAAUUACAUUCAUUUAUACAGUACAGUAUAACUUAAUGCCUUUACAUAAUUAUUAGUUAUUUUAACUCAUAUUUCUAUAGACAAUUCAAUUGCAAUAUACGGUAAUUUGGACUUUUAUGCACUCAUUGUGUGCAGUGCUUAACACGAAUUGAAGUGAGAAAACAAUUUUAUAAUUAUUAUUUAUAUUUGCAUUCCAGUUGUGAUAAGAAUUUAUGCCCAGGUUAGUUUUAGACUCAAAUGCAAUCAAAUAUUAUGCACUUAUUUCUAUAAUCAUAUUAAUCAUUGAUUAUAUACUGGUUAAUAUAAGUAUAUUAAUUUAGUUUGUCGUAAUACAAUAAAAAAAACUAAAGCCUUUGUACUGAAAACCUAAAUCUGAAAGCACUGAUAGACUAUUAAUAAUAGUUUUUAACUAUUUUUGAAAACACUGGAAUACACUAGGUAUUAUAUAAUAGAUUCACAAAAAUACUGUAAAGUACAGUAUAUCUUAUUCCAGCAAGUAUACUAUAGUGAGAAUUAAUUGACAAAUUAGUCUGUUAGUAUGAAUGAACCACAAUAUUGUGAGCAAUCAUUUCACUAUUAAAUAUAACUACUGUAUAAGUUAGUAAAUGAGAUCAAACAAAAAAGUGCUCACGGUCACUUUGUCCAAUACCUGUCCAUUAAACCUACAGUAUACUACUCUACAGUCAACAAUAUUCCACUCA
Molecule: messenger RNA, 2770 nt
Organism: Oppiella nova
Lineage: Eukaryota; Metazoa; Arthropoda; Arachnida; Sarcoptiformes; Oppiidae
Source: the annotation of a GenBank genome assembly